Molecule: messenger RNA, 1833 nt
Organism: Maylandia zebra (zebra mbuna)
Lineage: Eukaryota; Metazoa; Chordata; Actinopteri; Cichliformes; Cichlidae
Gene: syngr3a
Product: synaptogyrin 3a
Cellular component (GO): synaptic vesicle membrane; neuromuscular junction
Source: RefSeq, a predicted model, not a curated record
GUUUGGGAGCGCGCAGGACCCGUCCCUACAGCAGCGAGCAGCAGCAGCGCAUCCAUCCUGCCGUGGAGCCGGGAGCGUGGAGCCGCGAGGAGCGCACACACAGAGCGACAGAAGAUGGACGGAGUGGGAUCGUUCGGAGCGGGCCGGUCCGGGUCCACUAUCGACCCGAUUACCUUCGCCAAGCAGCCGCAGACCAUCCUCAGAGUGCUGUCCUGGAUAUUUUCCUUGGUGGUCUUCGCCUCCAUCGUGAACGAGGGUUAUGUCAACAUGGGCAGCGAGCGACUCCACUGCAUCUUCAAUAAGAACACAGACGCGUGCAACUACGGCGUGUUCGUGGGCCUGGUUGGCCUGCUGGCAUGCUCCUUCUUCUUCCUGCUUGACUACAAGUUCUCCUCCAUCAGCUCUGUUAAAGACAGGAAGAAGGCUGUAAUGCUUGAGAUCGGCUUCUCAGGUUUCUGGACCUUUCUAUACUUUGUAAGUUUCUGCUUCCUCGCCAAUCAGUGGUCUCGGACCAGAGCUGAAGAGCUGCCACUCAACCAAGGAGCAGAUGCCGCUCGGGCAGCAAUCGCCUUCUCUUUCUUCUCCAUAAUCACCUGGGCUGGUCUAACAGUGCGUGCGGUCCAGAAGUAUCUGCUCGGCACAGACAUGACACUGUUCACCACCGAACACAUGGACGGUGGCGCACCCACCCAGCCAUACCCCUCCAACUCUCCGGGAGGCGGCGGCACCACCAUCGAGACCACGGAGACCUACCAGAGCCCACCAUUCACCGAAAACAACGCAGCACCCACAUACCAGGUUCCCAUUUACUAGAAAGGAUAGACCUGGUGAUGGUGGUGGAAGAAGAAGAAGACGACAGGGGAGAGGGAUGCAGAUAAGAGGAAACUGCUUUCUGUGAUGUUACACGUGCAGUUGUUUAUGUUGAUCCGGGCUGAGUUUUCAGUAAGCGUUGAAUUAGCGGCCUCUGAUUCCUCAUUUCUUCCUCUUGGUACCUUUUCCUUCCCGAACAUUCCAGUUUUAUCGUCACUUUUGUACGCCUCUCUGUGGAGCAAGGCCACAGCACAGGUACGAGAGCUGAUAAAUCAAAAAGAAAAACAAGUGGAGGAAAUGCAGAGCAGGAGGCCACUUUUGCCGACUUCAAACGCAUUUUGACAAAAAAUAAGUAUGAAAAAAAAGUGAUCAACAAGUCAGUGACUCCACCACAACAAAGCAGUAUUAGAUCCCUAAAAAUAGUGCAGGAGGCACUCGCAUCCAGAGAGCACCCUUGUCUUAUUCUUUUCAUUUAUUCCAAAUCCCCUUUCAUGCCAAACACUGCAGGGAAUCGUUUUUCUUUUUCUUUUUUUUGGUUGUUGUUUUUCUUUUUCUUUUUUAGCUAGAGUCUGGUCUUUCCUCGUAUGUUCCCUGCUGCAGUUAGAAACCAUCAUCUGCAUUAAAUCUGCAUGUUUCCAAACUUAGAGAUCAACUAAGUGCCAUACUGUACUGUGUGUUUCAGACAGUGACUUAAUUUAGUAGUUUUCCACAUGCUGUAAAGAAAAGAAAAACAAAAAAAACACAACGGCAAUGUUUUUGUGACCAAGUGCAAUAUUUCACAUUCUUAUGUAAGUAGGUAGAUGCAGUACUGUAGGUAAACUAGUUUAGGUCAAUUUCAGGUGCUGUCUCAAAUCACAUGCAAUUCUUUGGAUUGUGCUGAUAAGUCUCGACGAUCUGACCACCCUGGUGAUGUUUUGCAGGAAAUGGAAGUUGUAUCAGAUGAUCAAAGCGCUCCAGAGAGAGAGAGAAAGAGGGAAUUUCUCUUCCAUGGAAGCUGAGCUAUUAUAUAUAUAAUUAGAAAAG